This is a messenger RNA of Contarinia nasturtii (swede midge), 1891 nucleotides long. Its product is annotated as facilitated trehalose transporter Tret1-like. The transcript is spliced from 6 exons. The record is from RefSeq and is a predicted model, not a curated record. Bases 59 to 1459 code for a protein of 466 amino acids. Gene Ontology annotation, molecular function: transmembrane transporter activity. Gene Ontology annotation, cellular component: membrane. NCBI's taxonomy places the organism in Eukaryota, Metazoa, Arthropoda, Insecta, Diptera, Cecidomyiidae. Gene Ontology annotation, biological process: transmembrane transport.
UUCUCUUGUUUAGACGACGUAUCUGAAUUGUGUGGCAAAGCUUAGAUUCAUUUUUGGAAUGGAAGAAAGUGGUUACGAGUUUAAAAAUGUGGCUAAUCAAUAUUGGGCUACGAUUGCAGCGAAUUUGAUUAUGUUGGGGCACGGAUGUGUGGUAUGUUGGUUCACUCCAUCUAUUCCGAUUUUGAUGUCUGAAAAAACACCAUUGAUAAGUGGUCCUCUUACAAAUGACGAAAUGUCUUGGCUGGGUUCGAUAAAUAAUGUGGGUGCGCUGGGUGGAAUUUUUACAUUUGGAUAUAUAACAUCGUUUUUCGGCUGCAAACGUGCUAUGAUCUUUCUGGCACUUCCAUCGAUUGCCUUUUGGAUUUUGAUUUACUUUGGAAAUACAUAUUAUCAUAUUCUAUUUGCACGAUGUUUUGCCGGUUUUGUCGGGGGAGGUAUACAAACGGUAUUGAUCCUCUUUGUGUCUGAAAUUUCGAACGACAACAUACGAGGUCGUCUCAGCUCAUUUACUACACUGUCACGCAACGUUGGCGUUCUGAUUAUAUUCACAGUUGGCGCAUAUGUUGACUAUCACAUCGUCCCCUGCAUUUUGAUUUUUCUGCCCAUUUUGUAUUUGAUUUGUUUCACUGCAUUACCAAACACACCACAAUUUUAUCUACAGAAAGGCAACAUGCAGGCAGCCGAAAAUUCGCUCAGAUUUUAUAAAGGCUUCAAAGCAGAAAAUCAACUGGAAAUAAAUGCAUUCAAUAAGGAAUUUGAGAGACUAAAAUCAUUGGCAAAUAAACAAAAAGAGGAUAAAAAAGUGCAUCUAAGUGACUUUUUUGAGGCAAAGGCAAUGAAGGGACUUUUCAUCGGUAUAACUUUGGCAUGGUUAUCGCAAUUUCCCGGAAGCAUUACUUUUUUGAAUUAUGCAGUUUUAAUUUUUGAAAAAUCGGGCCCAUCAAAAAUAGAUCCAUACACAUCGUCAAUAAUAUCGGCAAUAGCUCAAAUAAUUGGUUGCUUUUUCUCUGCAAAACUAGCAGAUUCACUGGGUCGAAAAUUGUUAAUGAUUAUUUCAUUUCUUGGAUCGGCUACUGGAUUAUUUGUUUAUGCAUUAUACUUGUAUCUCAUUCAAAAUGGCUAUAGUUUAUCGUCUUUUUCAUGGUUACCAGUCACAUCCGUAUCUUUUAUCAUGUUUAUCUCAUCAGCUGGCAUUUACACAUUAUACUCUGUUUGUUUUAUCGAAUACUUACCAUCAAAGAUUCGAACAAUUGGACUCACAAUUUGCGUUUUAUCCAUGUACAUUUCGGCAUUUAUAUUUGUCAAAAUGUUUCCAAUUAUUCUCACAUUGAUUGACCUCUAUGGAUGUAUGAUCAUUCUAAUGGUAGGUUGUGUGGUUGCAGCAUUUUUUGUGAUAUUUGUUCUGGACGAAACAAAAGGACAAACUCUAGAUACGAUCCAAUCAACUGAAAAGAAAUAAUUGAACUUUAAACAUGAAAAAUCCAUUUUAAAUGACUUUGAACUUCACAAAGUAAUACACUUAAUUUUAUUGCGACUCAAUAGCAUAGAAUUUGACUAAAGUUGGAAUUGGUUUGCCUGCACUUAUGAGCAAUUAAGGUCUAUUAAAUAUUUUAAUUUGUAAAAAUUGAUUUGAGUCACUAGACUAGAUAGAUAAUGAAUAGUAAACGCCUGUUAAAACGCCAAUGUAAUUAGAUUUGUUAAGUAUAAUGCAUAGAAGACACACCGGGAAUCUCUUAUAUACACUGCGAAUAUAGUCUAUAUAUAAUGAUGAAAUAAAACAUGAAACUCAAAAAUCGUCAACUCAUCAUAGAUAUAAAUCUUCGCAAUUGAAAUGUAAAGCGUGAGUAGAAGGACAAAUAUUUAAAUUCGAACAAAAUAUCGUAAGAUAGAU